ACGUGACGCCCGGCCCCGCCCCCGCCCGCGGCCGCGCGCCGUCGCCGUCCGGGUAUUUGAACGGCGCUUCCGCCAUUUUCCCUGCGCCCGGCACGGAGUGAGCGAGCGGGAGAGCCUCGGCUGAGAGCCAGCAUGGCCGCCCAAGGAGAGCCCCAAGUGCAGUUUAAGCUUGUUCUGGUUGGUGAUGGUGGCACUGGCAAAACAACAUUUGUGAAGCGUCACUUGACUGGUGAAUUUGAAAAGAAGUAUGUAGCAACGCUGGGUGUUGAGGUUCAUCCCCUGGUGUUCCAUACUAACAGAGGCCCCAUUAAAUUCAAUGUGUGGGACACAGCUGGCCAGGAGAAGUUUGGUGGCCUGCGUGAUGGCUACUACAUCCAAGCUCAGUGUGCCAUCAUCAUGUUUGAUGUAACAUCAAGAGUUACUUACAAGAAUGUACCUAAUUGGCAUAGAGACCUGGUACGAGUAUGUGAAAACAUCCCCAUAGUGUUGUGUGGCAACAAAGUGGAUAUUAAGGACAGAAAAGUCAAGGCAAAAUCCAUUGUGUUCCAUAGGAAGAAGAAUCUCCAGUAUUAUGACAUUUCAGCUAAGAGUAACUACAACUUUGAGAAGCCUUUCCUGUGGCUUGCUAGGAAGCUAAUUGGAGAUCCCAACCUGGAGUUUGUUGCCAUGCCUGCCCUUGCACCUCCUGAAGUUGUUAUGGACCCAGCACUGGCAGCACAGUAUGAGCAGGACUUACAGAUUGCUCAGACCACUGCACUGCCAGAUGAAGAUGAUGACCUGUGAGGGAUGAAGCUGGAGCCCAGCGUCAGAAGUCUAGUUUUAUAGGCAACUGUCCUGUGAUGUCAGUGGUGCAGCGUGUUUGCCACUUUAUUAUCUAGCUGAGCAGAACAUGUGCUUAUCUUUGGGAUGCUGAAAGAGAUGAAUGGGCUUCGGAGUGAAUGUGGCAGUUUAAAAAAAAAACAAAACAAAAUGAAAAAAAAAAACCAAAACAAAAAAAACUUCAUAUUUUGGACCUGCAUAUUUAGCUGUUUUUUGGACUGCAAUUACUUCCCCUUUUGAGUUUCAAAUAUAAGACUGCUGCAGUCACAUCAGAGUGUUAAGUGGAAAAUCUUGUUUCUGUCAUUCCCAUUCUUUUGUUUAGGUAAUAAAGUUGUAUUUCAAGUAUCUCCAAGCAAGUGAACUUUCAUGCAUCGUUAGGAAAACUGUUCAAAGUGUCUUCUGUUCUUCAUUUGAGGGUAAUACUUGAUUGUCUGCUACUGCAUUUCUCAUUCUGUUUUCCUUCCUGCUUCUCAUACUAUGCUCCUCUUGCUAAUUCAGAGCUAACAGUUGUCCUUUCCUUUGUGUUGGUGCUGGGGCUGAGGUGGGUGAGCAGAGCUGCAGGCAGAGCCCAGCCCUGAGCCCAGCCUGCAGCUCUGCUGGCCAUGCUGCAGUCAGACAGCCCCAGCCCCUCAGUGCCCCACAGGUUCCUGCAGCUCUGUGCUUUUAGCAGCCAGCAGCAAUGGCCCCAGGCCUGCUAACUGCAUGAGCAGCAGUAGAGCUAUAGCUGCUUCCAGCAAUUCUGAGCAAAUUCAGAUUCACCCACCAGACAGCAUGGCUGGAGCUGACAUGCUCUUGCCUGCCCUGUGGUGUAUAACUGAAGCCACAGUGGUUUAAACAUUAGACUUAACUGUAACUGCACCAAGUUCUUAAUUUGAAACUGGCUUAUUACAGCACAAAUGGUGGAAAAUGUCAACUUUUAACACUACCUUGUAGAGAUGAAUCUUGGUCAAUAUUAGUACUGCUAGUAAGCAAAACUUAAGUUUAGGAUUUUUUUUUUCAGUAGUGUUGGAGUACAUGAAGUCUCGAACUCUUCAGUUUUGUAUUUUUGGUUUCUUAAUAAAGUGGAGCAUUUCAUUUAUGCCUUUUAA
Molecule: messenger RNA, 1907 nt
Organism: Oenanthe melanoleuca
Lineage: Eukaryota; Metazoa; Chordata; Aves; Passeriformes; Muscicapidae
Gene: RAN
Product: RAN, member RAS oncogene family
Exons: 7
Coding region: 133-783 (216 amino acids)
Biological process (GO): ribosomal subunit export from nucleus; protein import into nucleus
Cellular component (GO): cytoplasm; nucleus
Molecular function (GO): GTPase activity; GTP binding
Source: RefSeq, a predicted model, not a curated record